Molecule: messenger RNA, 585 nt
Organism: Ostrinia furnacalis (Asian corn borer)
Lineage: Eukaryota; Metazoa; Arthropoda; Insecta; Lepidoptera; Crambidae
Exons: 4
Coding region: 1-585 (194 amino acids)
Molecular function (GO): protein binding
Source: RefSeq, a predicted model, not a curated record
AUGAAUAUUGUGUUGGUUUUUGUUGUAUGUUUUAUACAUUUAGAACAUUUACCGUUGACAAAAUGUAAAUCAUGCUCAGAAAUAAAGUGCUCCAAUAUAAUUGAUUAUGUUUGCGGUGUAGCAGAAAGGAACGGUGUAAAAAUAAUAAAAAAGUAUCACAAUGAAUGCCAUUUGAAUAGAAUAAAAUGCAAAUUGAAAUCAAUCGUUGAUAUUCGUCAAGUGUCCGAUGCUUUAUGCAAUAUUAAAAGAAGAAAAGUGUAUUUCUAUACGGGUCGGCGACUGAAUGAUUUCAGUGUUGUGGGGGCACAUCAAGCGUGUAACCACACUUGUCCUACAUAUUGUGUGGACACAUACGAGCCUGCUUGUGCUCAGAUAUGGACUUCGCCUAACAGAUUCAAGUAUAGACCGAUGAUCAACCACUGCCACAUAGAUUUGUUGUCGUGUGCUGCUGGAGUCAAUGUAACAGUCGAGCCUUUAGCUAAGUGUUACAAGAACCCUUCAGGCCUGAUGUUCAUGUCACAAGUGGCUGCACUAAAGUCUUUGAGGCUGAUCGGAGAUGCACCUCCCGAGGAUUCACCUUCGUAG